Molecule: messenger RNA, 1719 nt
Organism: Rubroshorea leprosula
Lineage: Eukaryota; Viridiplantae; Streptophyta; Magnoliopsida; Malvales; Dipterocarpaceae
Source: the annotation of a GenBank genome assembly
GUCAUCUGCCGCGUCCUGCCUUUCCUUUCAACCCACAGCGGAAGGCAUAGCAUAGACCUUCCUCUGCCUCCUCCAACAACCCAUCGCAGUCUCCGCCGCCACCACUUGUGCUCCAUUCAAGGGAACCCUAAUGGAACAGACUCAACACCCAACUGUCAUGCAGAAGGUAGCUGGCCAGCUCCUUCGUCAAGAUCUUCGAGUGUAUGAUGGGACUGUCAGGAGGUCUGCUUUGUACCAGAGGAACGCUGCAUGUGGGAAUUACUCCAAUGCUGCACUGCAGUACCCUUUUGUGCAGUCUUGCCGAGCUAGCACUAUGGUUCCAUCCAUGCCGUCCGGUAUUGUUGUUCAAGCCCCUUCAGAGAAAGGCUUUGCUAGCUUUGCUAUUGAUUUCCUUAUGGGAGGAGUUUCUGCUGCUGUUUCAAAAACUGCUGCUGCUCCCAUUGAGCGUGUCAAGCUUUUGAUUCAGAACCAAGAUGAGAUGAUUAAAACUGGUAGGCUUUCUGAACCCUACAAGGGCAUUGGUGAUUGCUUCAAGCGAACCAUGCAGGAUGAAGGGGUUAUAUCACUGUGGAGAGGUAACACUGCCAAUGUCAUCCGUUAUUUCCCUACUCAGGCCUUGAACUUUGCAUUCAAGGAUUACUUCAAGAGGCUUUUCAACUUCAAGAAAGACAGAGAUGGUUACUGGAAAUGGUUUGCUGGUAACUUGGCAUCAGGAGGUGCAGCUGGUGCUUCUUCCCUCCUCUUUGUCUACUCCUUGGAUUAUGCCCGAACCCGCCUUGCCAAUGAUGCAAAGGCUGCAAAGAAGGGAGGUGAAAGGCAAUUCAAUGGCCUCAUUGAUGUCUACAGGAAGACAGUAGCGUCUGAUGGUAUUGCUGGGCUUUACCGUGGAUUCAACAUUUCCUGUGUUGGAAUUAUUGUUUACCGUGGUCUCUACUUUGGGAUGUAUGAUUCUUUGAAACCUGUACUCCUGACUGGAGACUUGCAGGAUAGUUUCUUUGCUAGUUUUGCACUUGGUUGGCUCAUCACAAAUGGUGCUGGCCUUGCAUCCUACCCAAUUGAUACCGUUCGCAGAAGAAUGAUGAUGACCUCUGGUGAAGCAGUGAAAUACAACAGCUCAUUUGACGCAUUCUCUCAGAUUCUGAAGAAUGAGGGUGCCAAGUCUCUCUUUAAGGGUGCUGGAGCCAACAUCCUCCGUGCUAUUGCUGGCGCUGGUGUGCUGGCUGGUUAUGAUAAGUUGCAGCUGAUUGUGUUUGGAAAGAAGUAUGGGUCUGGUGGUGCUUAAUUUAGGAUUUAUUUAUACCUCUUUUGUUUCAUUUAGUGCUAGACUAGAUGAUGAUGAAAAUCCCGACAUUUGAGAAUUUAGUCCCACAAAAAUUUUCAUUGAAUAAUUUAGUUUUAGGGUUUAAUCCCGAAACAACUAUCAUUUUUUUUUUUUGUAGUGGCCAAUGCCACUGCCGAAGCAAUGCAGUUUUUAUGACCUGAACUGAGAGAUAUAAUAUUCUGUUUAUCUUUUAGUAAUUUUGUUAUGAUGUUUGAUAUCUUUUGAGUUUGAUGAUGUUAAUCUUGGUUUAGGUCAUAUGCAGUGGUAACAAUGCUUGAUUUUCAGGUUCUCUCUCCUGAUAAUUGAGUUUGUUAUGGUAUCGCGACUGGCUGUUUGCUAAUGUUAUGGAAUGUUAUGAUUGUUCUUGUGUUGUGAUAUUAUAAAAAAAUUAUGUUGUA